AUGCAUCGACUGUCUUUGUCUUGCAUCUAUACCGAUACGCAUCGCAAACACGACGUCUACACUCUUGGAUUUUUCCGUUUUCUUUCUUUCCUGUCUACAGCCCUUGACGAGAUCAUCUCCGCCCGACCCAAGAAGACCGGUGCCGGCCGCAACAGCCAGCGCGGACGACGUGGAGGCCGUGCCGGUAGGCCUAGCGCCAAGGCUGCUGCCGUCGGUGCUGGCGCUCAGAACGCUGCUGUGAUUGCCGCCUCGAACCGCAACAAGCCUUCCGUCGUCAUCCCCGGCCGAAGCGGUAACACGGGUAGCAAGAUCAUCCUCAGCAACUUGCCUCUCGAUGUCACCGAGGCCCAGGUCAAGGAACUCUUUGCCACUACCAUCGGCCCCCUUCGCAAGGUGGCUAUGAGCUACCGUGCCAACGGCCAGUCUACUGGCGUUUGCACCGUCGAAUACCAGCGCGCUGACGAUGCUGCCCGCGCUUACACCCAGUACAACAACCGAUUGAUCGACGGAAAGAAGCCUCUCAAAGUUGAGGUUGUCGUGGACCCCGCCAAGGUUGCCGCUGCACCAGCUGCUGCUGCCAAGGGCGCCAAGGGUACUGCUGGUGCCGCCAACGGGGCCAAGGGCAAGGAUGGCCGUGCUGCUGCCGGUGCUUCGGCUCGUGGCCGCGGUCGUGCUCGCGGUGCCAAGCGUGAGGCUCGUCCCAAGAAGACCGUUGAGGAUCUUGACGCCGAGAUGGAGGACUACAACAAGCAGGCCUCUUCCACCGAUGCUGCCCCUACCGCUUGA
Messenger RNA from Ustilago hordei, 786 nucleotides. RefSeq lists its product as uncharacterized. The coding region runs from base 1 to 786 and encodes 261 amino acids. The record is from RefSeq and is a predicted model, not a curated record. Gene Ontology annotation, molecular function: mRNA binding. The transcript is spliced from 3 exons. Lineage: Eukaryota; Fungi; Basidiomycota; Ustilaginomycetes; Ustilaginales; Ustilaginaceae. Gene Ontology annotation, biological process: mRNA export from nucleus. Gene Ontology annotation, cellular component: nucleus.